CCAAAAAUAGCGCUUCUCUUGCCCCUCUCCUCCAGCCAGCCGGGAAAAAUCAGGGUUUUUCUUCUUUUCCAAAUUCCCCCUUCCCUCGUGGUGCCCCAUGAAGGCUGGCAUAGCUGCCCUGGCAGCCGGGAUCCUCGGCAGCACCGGCGUCUUGCUCUUCCUCAUCGCCUUCGGCACGGAUUAUUGGCUCCUGGCUACGGAGACCUGCGGCGUCUUCCAGCCCGAGAACAGCACUCUGAGCCCCGGGGAGGUUGAAACACCGACAGAGACCAGGAAGGAGAUUCUCACUUUCCACCACGAGGGCUUCUUCUGGAGAUGCUGGUUCUUUGGUGAGGGCCACCCAGAGACCAUCUGGACCUUCUGGUACACCAGCCAAGCACACCCCAAGUUCUGCAUGCAUGGAUACCUGUUCCCCAUGCCCAUUGCUCUUGGACCUUUCCCCCACCCCUCCUAUGACACAACUGCAGUGUACAGAGGGUUCUGGACGGCGUUCAUCCUGCUGGCCGUGGCUGCCGGGCUGGUGGGGGGGCUCCUGCUGGUCUGUGGAAUUCCCUUCGUCAGCCCCCGCUCCUACAAGGUGGGAGGUGGAUUCCUCCUGCUCUCAGGAGGUUUAUUUCUCCUGCUAGUGUUUCUCUUCGUAAUGUGGAAGGAGUUUGCUGCUGACUUCCAGAAGUACAUCCUGCUGGAGAGGAGCGAGAGGUGCCUGGACGAUGUCCCCGUGCACGUCUACUACGGGUGGUCAUUCAUGUUCGCUGCAGCCGGGGUCCCCCUGGUCCUACUGGCUGGACUCCUCUUCUUCCUGGUGGGCAGAGACAUUAUGAAGUCCCUGGAGUAAGACAAGUUUGGAGAAGGCUUUGGUGAUGUAAAGGAACAGGCACAAGUUUUGAGGACUAGAUCGUUUCUGUAGCUAUAAUUGUCAGGGUAAAUUACACUCACUCUUAUGGGGAGGCAGGGAUGGAGCACUGAGCAUCCAUAGAAUGGUUUGGGAGGGGAGGGACCUUAAAGCCAUCUC
This is a messenger RNA of Empidonax traillii (willow flycatcher), 1012 nucleotides long. Its product is annotated as transmembrane protein 182-like. The transcript is spliced from 5 exons. NCBI's taxonomy places the organism in Eukaryota, Metazoa, Chordata, Aves, Passeriformes, Tyrannidae. The coding region runs from base 98 to 835 and encodes 245 amino acids. Gene Ontology annotation, cellular component: membrane. The record is from RefSeq and is a predicted model, not a curated record.